GAGCCACUUGGCAAGAGUCUCCACAGCAGUUUCAUCACUGAGCACAUCUCGAGGCAACUCAGCAGAUAGAUUAUGCGCUUCCAGACUUUAUUAUUCUUCGCACUGCCCUUCUUGGUCUCUGCCUCGACGAAUGAACAAGUGAUUAUGCCCGCUAUGCCUGAAAAACCCGGCACCUUCCAACCGCUCACCAACUCUCAGCCCACGCUUGCCGAUCUUUUGACCAUCGAGACCUCAGCAUCCAUAUUUUAUUCUUAUGCACGAGAACUCGAGCUAUCCGUGAGGUUCAACAGCGAUGAUAUGAGCACACUUUUGGUGCCCACCAACAAGGCUGUUAUGGCUUUAGCGAGAAAACCUCAUCAAGACCCUGAUCCAGUUGAGCCAAAAAUUGAAAUUUCGGAGCAAGAGUCUGACCAACUGUCGAAGAGAAACGUUGAGCGAUGGGUCUCUGCGCAUAUCAUCCCAAAAUCACCUAUUUCAUUCUCGAGCGAAGCCAAAGCAUAUGAGACUCUUUUAGAGGGAAAGUCGGUCACAUUCAAGGCUAUGUCUGAUGAAUCUGGAGAGCCGGAAUGGACGCAGGUCGACCUCGAAGACGGAACACGAAUCAUUGGUAUGAGGAAGGCUAAGAACGGUGUGAUGUACAUCAUCGACAGUACUGUGAAAUUUUGACAGUGUGGGCCAGCGUAGCUUUUUCUUUGCGUGUAUGAGUUAGUGUAUCGUGUGUUUUAAUUGUGUACUAAUAGUAGACGAAAUAACGUUGUUUUCUCGCAUAUGAAACACUACUACUUGCAAUG
Molecule: messenger RNA, 791 nt
Organism: Serpula lacrymans var. lacrymans S7.9
Lineage: Eukaryota; Fungi; Basidiomycota; Agaricomycetes; Boletales; Serpulaceae
Exons: 4
Coding region: 154-666 (170 amino acids)
Source: RefSeq, a predicted model, not a curated record